AUGGAUGAGAUCGCUCCCGAGUACGACGUCGUGGUGCUGGGCACCGGUUUGACCGAGUGUGUUCUGUCUGGUGUCCUGAGUGUUAAGGGUAACAAGGUGCUUCACAUUGACCGCAAUGAUCAUUACGGAGGAGAGGCUGCCUCCGUCAACAUUGAAACCCUAUUCAAGAAGUACGGCAACGUUCGCCCCGGCGAGGAGCCCUGGAAGAAGUAUGGCCGGGUCAACGACUGGAACAUUGACUUGGUUCCCAAGCUUCUGAUGGCCAAUGGAGAAUUGACAAACAUUCUGGUUUCUACCGACGUCACUCGGUACCUCGAAUUCAAGCAGAUUGCCGGCAGCUACGUUCAGCAGGGCAACAGUUCCAAGGCUACUGUGGCCAAGGUUCCCUCCGACGCUGGUGAAGCUCUGCGCUCCUCCCUCAUGGGUAUUUUCGAGAAGCGUCGCGCUAAGAAGUUCCUUGAGUGGGUCGGAGAAUUCAAGGAGGAUGACCCAUCAACUCACCAGGGUCUGAACGUCAGAAGCUGCACUAUGAAGGAGGUUUACGACAAGUUUGGUCUUGAGACCAACACCCGCGACUUCGUUGGCCACUCCAUGGCUUUGUACUCUUCGGACAACUACAUUAACGAAUCUGGUGUGUCUGUCGACGCUAUCAACCGUAUCCGACUCUACGUCAACUCUAUGGCCCGCUACGGAAAGUCUCCUUACAUCUACCCCCUCUACGGUCUGGGUGAGCUUCCCCAGGGCUUUGCUCGUCUCUCCGCUAUCUACGGCGGUACCUACAUGCUGAACACCGACAUCGAUGAGGUGUUGUACGAGGACGGAAAGGUUACCGGUAUCAAGGCCACCAUGCGUGACCGUGAUGGUCAGGCCGAGGAGAUGAAGUUCCAGACCAAGGCUAAGAAGAUCAUCGCUGAUCCUUCCUACUUCCCUGGCAAGGUCCGCGCUACUGGAUACUUGCUCAAGGCUAUCUGUAUCUUGAGACACCCUAUCGACAAGACCGACAGCAGUGAUUCUUUGCAGCUUAUUAUCCCCCAGUCUCAAGUUGGGCGCAAGCACGAUAUUUACAUUGCCAUGGUCUCUUCUGCACACAACGUUUGCCCCAAGGGCUACUACAUCGCCAUUGUCUCGACCAUUGCUGAGAACGAUGUCAACCACCACCUGGAGCUCGAGCCCGGUUUCGAGCGCCUGGGUGCUAUCGAGGAGAAGUUCAUUACUCCUCCUAUUCCUCUCUACGAGCCCUUGGAGAGCGGUGCCAAUGACAACGUUUUCAUCUCCAAGAGCUACGAUGCCACAUCUCACUUUGAGACCACAACCGCGGAUGUGCGAGAUAUCUACCACCGUGUUGCUGGCGAAGAGCUCGUCGUUGAGGGUCUCCGAGAGGACCAACAGCUUGCCCAGGAGUAG
Penicillium malachiteum is the source of this 1404-nucleotide messenger RNA. Its product is annotated as secretory pathway gdp dissociation inhibitor. The transcript has 8 exons. Gene Ontology annotation, cellular component: cytoplasm. The coding region runs from base 1 to 1404 and encodes 467 amino acids. Gene Ontology annotation, molecular function: Rab GDP-dissociation inhibitor activity. The record is from RefSeq and is a predicted model, not a curated record. Gene Ontology annotation, biological process: vesicle-mediated transport; small GTPase-mediated signal transduction; protein transport. NCBI's taxonomy places the organism in Eukaryota, Fungi, Ascomycota, Eurotiomycetes, Eurotiales, Aspergillaceae.